Talpa occidentalis (Iberian mole) is the source of this 747-nucleotide messenger RNA. Its product is annotated as transforming growth factor beta-1 proprotein-like. Gene Ontology annotation, cellular component: extracellular region. Gene Ontology annotation, biological process: transforming growth factor beta receptor signaling pathway; SMAD protein signal transduction; BMP signaling pathway. Lineage: Eukaryota; Metazoa; Chordata; Mammalia; Eulipotyphla; Talpidae. The record is from RefSeq and is a predicted model, not a curated record. Gene Ontology annotation, molecular function: type III transforming growth factor beta receptor binding; type II transforming growth factor beta receptor binding; cytokine activity.
AUGCCGCCCUCGGGGCUGCGGCUGCUGCCGCUGCUGCUGCCGCUGCUGUGGCUGCUCGUGCUGACCCCCGGCCGGCCGGCCGCCGGCCUCUCCACCUGCAAGACCAUCGACAUGGAGCUGGUGAAGCGGAAGCGCAUCGAGGCCAUCCGCGGCCAGAUCCUGUCCAAGCUGCGGCUCGCCAGCCCCCCGAGCCAGGGCGACGUGCCGCCGGGCCCGCUGCCGGAGACGGUGCUGGCGCUGUACAACAGCACCCGCGACCGGGUGGCCGGGGAGAGGGCCGAGCCCGAGCCCGAGCCCGAGGCCGACUACUACGCCAAGGAGGUCUCCCGCGUGCUCAUGGUGGAGUACGGCAACGAAAUCUAUAAAAAAAUCAAGUCUGGCUCUCACAGCAUAUACAUGCUCUUCAACACGUCAGAGCUCCGGGAAGCGGUGCCUGAUCCCUUGUUGCUGUCCCGGGCAGAGCUGCGCCUGCAGAGGCAAAAACUGAACACAGAGCAGCGCGUGGAGCUGUACCAGAAAUAUAGCAAUAAUACCUGGCGCUACCUCAGCAACCGGCUACUGGCCCCCAGCGACACGCCGGAGUGGCUGUCCUUUGAUGUCACUGGAGUUGUGCGGCAAUGGCUGAGCCACGGAGGGGAAAUAGAGGGCUUUCGACUCAGUGCCCACUGUUCCUGUGACAACAGCAAUAACACACUCCAAGUGGAAAUCAACGGCUCAACGCCAGCUGGCAGUCCCAGUCGUAGGUGA